AUGGCCGAGACCGCGGAGCCGGAGGGAGGCGCUCCGGGUCCCCAGGGGCCGCCCGAGGGCUCAGCGCUCCUGGAGGAGAGACCGGGAGAACCGGACCCCGCGGGCCCGGUGGCCAGCGAGGGAGCUUCAAAGGCGCCCAGGGGCGAGGGGGCGGGCGCAGCCGCCACGGUCCGGGCUACGGAGGAAGCUGGCGGCGGGCGGGACAGAGAGGGCGCCGGCGAGCAGGCGCCGGACGCUGGCACAGAAUCGGGGGGCGAGGCGCCGGACGCGAAGGGGGCACAGAGCGAGGCGGAGGGCGCCCCGGAGGGCACCGAGGCCCCCCAGCUAGGGGAAGAGGGGAGCGGCGGGGAGCAGGUGGAGGAGUCGGGCCCCGACUGCGAGCUGCAGGGCGAGGCUGCCGGGGAGGCUGAAGGGCAGGCCCCAGGGGCGCAGGAGGAGGCGGUGCCGGGGGACAGCGUGGACGCGGGGGGCAGCGUAGACGCGAGGGGCAGCGUGGACGCGGGGGGCAGUAUGGACGCGGGGGGCAGCAUAGACGCGAGGGGCAGCGUGGACGCGGGGGGCAGUAUGGACGCGGGGGGCAGCGUAGACGCGAGGGGCAGCGUGGACGCGGGGGGCAGCAUGGACGCGGGGGGCAGCAUAGACACGGGGGGCAGCGUGGACGCGGGGGGCAGCAUAGACGCGGGGGGCAGUAUGGACGCGGCGGGCAGCGUGGACGCGGAGGGACCGGCGGGAGGGGCGCACGGGGCCGGAGGUGAACCCCAGGAUCUUGGGGCUGGCAGCCCCCAGCCCAGGGCCGAGGCGGUUGAGGUGGCGGGGGCGGAGAGCGAGGGGCACAGCCCAGGGGAGUCCGUGGAGGGUGCAGCCGCGGAGGAGGCGGCGGGGACCCGGGAGCCGGAGGGGUCCGAGGACGCGGCGGGCGAGGACGGGGGCCAGGGCCGGCCCCAGGAGGAGACGGAGCAGCCGGCGGAGAGGCAGGAGCCGGGCCCGGAGACGCAGAGCGAGGAAGAGGAGAGGCCCCCGGAUCGCAGCCCCGACGGGGAGGCGGCCGCGUCCACGCGGGCCGCUCAGCCGGAGGCGGAGCUCAGCAACCAUCUGCCGGCGGCGGAGGGCGGCCAGCGCGGCGAGGGGCCGGCGAACGGCCGCGGGGAGGACGGCGAGGCGUCGGAGGAGGGGGACCCGGGCCAGGAGCACGACAUCACCCUCUUCGUCAAGGCUGGCUACGAUGGCGAGAGUAUUGGAAAUUGCCCGUUUUCUCAGCGUCUCUUUAUGAUCCUCUGGCUAAAGGGUGUUAUAUUUAAUGUGACAACAGUGGACCUGAAAAGGAAACCCGCAGACCUGCAGAACCUGGCUCCCGGAACAAACCCUCCCUUUAUGACUUUUGAUGGUGACGUCAAGACAGAUGUGAACAAGAUCGAGGAGUUUUUAGAGGAGAAAUUAGCUCCCCCGAGGUACCCUAAGUUGGCGACCCAACACCCUGAAUCGAACUCGGCAGGAAAUGAUGUGUUUGCCAAGUUCUCAGCAUUUAUAAAAAACACCAAGAAGGACGCCAAUGAGAUUUAUGAAAAGAGCCUGUUGAAGGCCCUGAAGAAGCUGGAUACUUACCUAAAUAGCCCUCUGCCGGAUGAAGUAGACGCCUACAGCACGGAGGACGUUGCCAUUUCUGGAAGGAAGUUCCUGGACGGCGAUGACCUCACACUGGCUGACUGCAACCUCUUACCCAAGCUCCACAUUAUAAAGAUCGUGGCCAAGAAAUACAGAGAUUUUGAAUUUCCUCCUGAAAUGACUGGCAUCUGGAGAUACUUGCAGAAUGCGUACGCCCGGGAUGAGUUCAUCAACACGUGUCCGGCUGACCAGGAGAUCGAGCACGCCUAUUCAGAUGUUGCCAAAAGGAUGAAGUGAAGCUGACUCCGGCUGAGUGAGCUGGACAUCGAAAACAAUGUGUUCUGUGUAUCCCACCCCACAGCAAAGUCUUUGCAAAACAAGGCUCGUGAUGUGCUCUGUGGAAUGCCGCAUGAACCAACGGCCUUGUAAUUUGUCGGCUCACCAAGUAUCUUAACAUACCAGUAUUUGUUGUUCUACACACCAAGUACCUAGUUUGUGCAAAGUUAUAUCUUUGACAUUCACUGGUUUUAUACUUAGGACAUGUUUUUUGCAGUCUACGUUUCAAAGCAAAUUAUAUUUGGGCUUGAUGCCUUCGAUUAUUUUUUUUUAAAUAGGUCUAUCUGAUAGUUUUUAUAAUCACAUAUAGCCUUCUUUUCUAAAUUAUGAGUGUAAUUUUUUUUCAAAAGGAAAUACUGUUUAUAUAAUUAAAAAGCACACCAUCACAUGUUUUGAAACAGCAUCAGAAGAUAAAAAAGAAGUUAACAGUCACCCAACAUUUUACUCCACUUAGUGAUUGAUAACUUCUUCCAAGUCCUCAGUCCCACGCACAUACAGGCGCGCACCAUCACACCGCACGGGAUUGCAUUCGUGUGGUAGAACAUGUGUCAUGAAGAGCUGGCCAGAGACCCCUGGGUCACGCCUUGAUCAUCCUCCCCAGGGAGCCCAACACGGACAGGCCUGGCACCGCUAAGCUGGAGAGGAUGCCUCAAUCAGCUUUCCAAGAGGCAGGGAACUGUGGAGUGGACAGGCACACGGACCAGCCACACGUGGCCCUCGUGCUGCCCUGUGACAGCUCCGGGACACCAGGACACUGCUGCCAGGCGUGGGGGAGAGUGCUCGUCUGUGUCUUUGGCCCCAGCAUCGUUUCCAGUCCUGCUGCUGCUGCUCCCACCCCCCUGAAGACGGUGCCUAUAGGAGAACUCUUCCGUCAGCUGCAACUCAGAGAUGCUUCCUGCCCUGCGUGUGGAAAGUGAAGCAUGCACUCCCUGCUGCCUUCCGCUGGCCGCCCUCGGGGCCCAGGGAGGGGCUGGUCUGGGCUGUGGCCGCUCUGCCUUGUGUGAUCCCGGUUAGUGUUAGGGCAAACCCAGGGAGAGGAAGUCCAUGGGCAGUUCUGGCAAACAGUCCAGGCAGGGAGGAAGUGAAAGGUCUUGACUCAGAAGAGUGUCGCUUUCUCUAUGACUUCCCCUCCCCACCAUCCCCCAGCCCCACCUGGGGGCUGUGCUGCUGGGCCCCACCCCCAGCAUGGAGGACAGCACGGGGGGGGGGGGCUGGGGCCACCAUCAGACCCUCGUGGCCUCUUAGACGUCAUCCCUUUGAUGUCACCCACGUCCAGCAGGAGGCCCCGUGGCACCGGCUGUGGUGGUAGCAGAUGGAAAAGGCUCAUUUUUCUAGUCCUUGCCUUCUGUGUACAGGCGAGCCACGUGAAAGAUGGUGGAGUGCAUCCAGAGAAACUGUCCUGGGAUUUGGUGAAAAAAGUGAAGAACACGAGACCGUAACAGGAGACCACUUCCUUUCCCUGCUCCCGGUGCCACACUCUCAUCCCUGCCGGCUGCUUUCUUGAUCAACCAUACCUUUUUGGAGUUCUGGUCUAGCCUGGUCACAUCAUUCCGGUCUAGCCUGUUAUUUUUAAAUCUAGUUUUAUGCUGUUACUUUAUGUUUGGUCAAUUAGUCAACUAGCAGAGAGGUUCCUAGUGUGGAUAACGUGGUAAUUUUUUAGAUGUUAAAAUGAUCUGCAUAAAAUCUAAGUGGCUUGAAAAUUAAACAGAUUAUAAAGCGUGUAAG
Molecule: messenger RNA, 3663 nt
Organism: Lepus europaeus (European hare)
Lineage: Eukaryota; Metazoa; Chordata; Mammalia; Lagomorpha; Leporidae
Gene: CLIC6
Product: chloride intracellular channel 6
Exons: 7
Coding region: 1-1899 (632 amino acids)
Cellular component (GO): plasma membrane
Molecular function (GO): D4 dopamine receptor binding; D3 dopamine receptor binding; D2 dopamine receptor binding
Source: RefSeq, a predicted model, not a curated record